AUGGCGGCCGCCAUUGGCGUAGUGCUGCUGCACGGCCCGCUGUUCUGGUGGCGCUUCCUGGGCCGCCGCAUGAUCAUGGUUGGCACGGUCGAGGCUGUCAAGCAGCUUCUGAAUGCGGAGGGGUCUCUGGUCAAAGCGGACUACCCACCCUCUGUGCACAAGCUGCUGGGUCCCUGGGGGACGGUCAACAUCAGCGGCAAGCACCACAUCCGCAUCAAGCGCCUGGCACAGGCAGCCUUCACCCCCAGGGCCAUCCGCGGCUACCUGCCGCGCAUGCAGGCCAUUGCGGAGCAGGCGGUGCAGAAGUGGGCAGCAGAUGGCGACAUCCUGGUGCACGAGGAGAUGAAGUGA
Molecule: messenger RNA, 351 nt
Organism: Chlorella variabilis
Lineage: Eukaryota; Viridiplantae; Chlorophyta; Trebouxiophyceae; Chlorellales; Chlorellaceae
Exons: 5
Coding region: 1-351 (116 amino acids)
Biological process (GO): sterol metabolic process
Molecular function (GO): heme binding; monooxygenase activity; oxidoreductase activity, acting on paired donors, with incorporation or reduction of molecular oxygen
Source: RefSeq, a predicted model, not a curated record